Messenger RNA from Anneissia japonica, 3289 nucleotides. RefSeq lists its product as uncharacterized. Bases 283 to 2055 code for a protein of 590 amino acids. The record is from RefSeq and is a predicted model, not a curated record. NCBI's taxonomy places the organism in Eukaryota, Metazoa, Echinodermata, Crinoidea, Comatulida, Comatulidae. The transcript is spliced from 11 exons.
CAUCACUGUUAGAAUAUUUGCAAUAAUUCCUCGCCCAUUUCCACGACAAUGCUAUCAAGAUGAAUUUUGUUUCGAAAACCUAGAGCAUCAUUUUAAAUGUGAUAUUAUCGAGAUUUCUUUCAGUUUGUUGGAUAUAAUUAGGGUAAUACAUAGGCGUCAAGUAUAUCAAGUUUGUAAUUGACGGUACAAAUCCUGUAGCCACAGAUCUCUGAUACUAGCCAAUCAUUAAAUAUCAUGCUUGCAAUAGGAAACAUUAGCAUAAUGUGAUCGGACCAUAAGAAGAUGAUAUUUUUUCAAGUUGCAAUAUUAGUAUUGAUAAUUUUACAAACUACAGAUUCUCAGACUUGCUCUACUAGGACAUCAAAUUUGUCUGGUACUGGGGACGAUGACUACAUUCAAGUAAAAUGUGUAGCUGACGAAGUCAUGACGUCAUGUAUGUCAUUCGGUGAAGAAGACUAUGACGCUGGCAAACGAGAUGGAGAGAAGAUUCUACUAGAUAGUGGAAGUGUUGUAUGUCGAGCUUUCAAUGGGAAUGGCGGAAAAGGUGUAAGAGCCUACGCCCGGUGUUGUACGUGGCUCAAUAUGGAAUGUUCAUAUCCAUCCACACUGUCAAGUAUAAACGACUUGGAGACAUACUUCGUAAACAGUGUCACGUGUCCAGAUGACAAUAUUGUAGUCGGUUGCAUGGCAUAUUCAAGAUUCUCGUGUAUCAGAGGCGCCAGUCCAGGAAUAUCGGCCAUAACCGCCUCAUCUAUAAAUAGUAAAGCAGAUCAAGAAUUAAAUAGCAACGUAUGCAGGGCAUACAGUUGUCGAUCUGUCAGUCCAUCGGCAGCGUGUUGCCGAGCACCUGGUCUGGAAUGUCAUGUCAGAACUUCUUCCAUGAGUACAUUGGCUGCUGUCAAUUGCAACCCUGGCUGGUUUAUGACUGGCUGUAAUGUACACACUAGCAACGAAUCUUCCAAUGAACCAAGUGGUACUAGAAUAGUAAAUAAUGUAUGUAAUGCGUAUGGUACAGGCGAUGAAGUGUGGGCUGUGGCCGUUUGCUGCAGGACAGUUGAACAAGUUACCGACAGUCCACCUAUAACAAUAGAUGAAAAACACACUACAGUAGAAACAGUAACACGUAGGCCUACGCCAAGCAGUGUGCCAAACAGUACAAGUAAGAGUCAGUGCCAAUCCUUAAAUACGCCUGGAGAUGCCGUCAUCGUAGGUGACAGUAUGACAGCCUAUUACAGCGGUGAUACCAUCGAAUAUCAGUGUCUAGAUGGUUUUGAACGAAACUUAGGGGACAAUCGGAGAGUGUGUGAAUUAGACGGACAGUGGUCCGGCACAGAUCUUCAAUGUACUAAGUCAGGUGUAUACGUUCCGCAGUAUGCAUUGUACAUUGCUGGUGGUGCUUUAUUUCUGUUAGUUAUUUGUCUCAUCUGUGUUAUAUUCUACAAAAGGAAACAUCUGAAAGAAGAAAAACCUGAAGAAAACUACAAAUCAUCGGCAUCUUCGGUACGCAGUGACCAGAGUUUGGUUUUCCAUUCCCCUAUCUACGAAGAGCUUCCUCAGUUUGCGUUGGUCAAAAGUAAAACAUUACCGGCACGACCACCGGCUCUGCCACAUCGCUGCCCCUCCUGCAGUGAAGAAAAUUCAUUAAAACGUCAUAAUACUACUACUAGACCAAGAAGCAUGCCUGUGGAUUUAAAGAAGAAGGGGUCUUUUUACGUAAAAUACCGCGGAAAACCUUAUAAUUUAUAUGACCUUCCUCCAAUCGAAGCACAUUUUGAUACGAACUAUGAACUACCAAAAUCGGACCCACCACCGCCCCCUCUCCCUCCAGGAGAGAAACGGCCAACGCAUUUUGUUCGCAAUCAAGUAGAAAAAGAAAGACCUAUUUCUUCGGAAAGUGUUGAACUUCAAUCACCAGUAGGCGAGCUGUCAUCUACGUCUACAGCAACAGAGAACGGGAUGGCCGGCAUUGCAAAUCCCGCCUUUAAGGUUGAAGAUUUUGAAUUUAUGAAUGGUAUAUUGUCAUCUACAAUGAACACACAAGUAUCCGAACUUUAGCAUUGUUGUAUAUAAUAUAAAAACUACCUUAUUAAAAGUAGGCCGAUAAAAAUAUUAAUAAUAGGAUGGAAAGUAGAAAUAUUUUUUAUUAAAAAUUAGAUUAAAGGUAUUCGCAUGGCAACAUCGGUGGGGAUAGAAAUUUUAAUUCAAAACAAUGAUUUUGAUAUUGAAUUAGAUAAUUAAAAUGAUAAUGAAGAUGUGGACAACAGUAAUUUCUUUGGCGGCAAAAAGAAAAUGAAUUAAAUAAAUAAGAAUCAGAAAUAUGUAAGUAUGUAUGUGUAAUCAUGAUAAUUCAUUGACGAAUCCAGACUUUUUUUUCGGGGCGGCGCGAGUGGCAAACUGUGGCCCAAAAUGGGCGGAACCUAUGUAGCGAUUAGGGUACUCCUUAACAAACGGUGGGGUUCAACGAAUCCCCGAAAACACAAAACGUUAUUAUAACAUUCGCGGACGUUGUAAACGUUGUGCUUAGGGUAUGCUAGAAAAUAGGCCCUACACAACGUUGCAACAAUUUUUCAACGUUAUUUUGUUAGAAAUGACGUUGAUGAUGAUGAUGAUAAUCAUGAGUAUGAUGGUAAGGAAGGUGAUAGGGGACAUUAACGAUAAUGACGAUAUGAUUAUUAAAACAAUUAUUCAUAAGGACCAUAUAUUUCAACUUUAACUAUGCAGUAAUGAUUUAUAUAAUGAUAUACAUAUAAUUAUACUUUGUGAAUGAUGCAAACGAAAUGAAAAUAAUGACCUUUUUGCUGCAAGGAAAGACAAGAAGAGAACGAUGAUUACGACAAUGACGAUGCAUACGAAAAUUGUGACAUUUAUAAUUACAAUAAUGAUAUCAUUCAAAAUGUUAGUAUAUUAUAUUUCUUGUCAUUUUAUAAUUAUCCUAUAUGAACAUUAACCCGUUUGGGAGAGCUUCGCCCCCUGGACCACGUUCGAAACCUUUUAAUAGAAGCUCGUCCACGGCCACUUGCCUUUCGUCGGGGAAAUCCUACCCCUCGUCGGGGGAGUCGGCCCCCUGUCGGGGACCUACCCCCCACCCCGUCUGGUGAAUCUUAGAGCCACCCCUGAGAUCAUCACAUCUAUGUUUCUGAGUAGAAAGAUGGGAAAUUGAGAAAAUAUGUUCGGUCAAUUGACAUUACAACAAUUAAAUACAAUUAGAAACGAGUUUGAAUAGUUAUAUAAAAACUAUGUUUAAAUGUAUUUUUUUUACAAAUAAAUAUGUCAAAAGUUCCUGUUUUUA